Dicentrarchus labrax (European seabass) is the source of this 1399-nucleotide messenger RNA. It is a transcript of the gene ebp, whose product is annotated as EBP cholestenol delta-isomerase. Lineage: Eukaryota; Metazoa; Chordata; Actinopteri; Moronidae. Gene Ontology annotation, molecular function: cholestenol delta-isomerase activity; C-8 sterol isomerase activity; steroid Delta-isomerase activity. The coding region runs from base 162 to 863 and encodes 233 amino acids. Gene Ontology annotation, cellular component: membrane; endoplasmic reticulum. Gene Ontology annotation, biological process: cholesterol biosynthetic process. The transcript has 5 exons. The record is from RefSeq and is a predicted model, not a curated record.
CGAUCACAAGUACCUGCCCCAUACUCUAGUUAGUUCCGCGUUUGAGUUUGUCUGGCUAUGUAGUUAGAAAGCAGUGCUUAACUGGACCUCUAAGAUAUUCAUAUUUUUUUUAAUUAUAUAUCAUUAAUUAACGCUGUGAGGCUGGACAUUCACUCUGGUAGAUGAUGGAUGCCACAUCAGCAACUGGAGUUCUUCAUCCCUACUGGCCACGGGACCUUUUGAUUCCCACCUAUGUUGCCAAUGACCGAUCUAUGUCAGAGAUUCUGGUGUUCCUGUUUUCUGUGUCUGGGGUGUUUCUGCUUGUGACCUGGCUGAUCACCGGCCAGAAAGGGGCCACCGGCAGGCUGGGGACGUGGAGGCGUCUGGCCGUGUGCUGGUUUGCUGUGUGUGGUUUCAUCCAUGGUGUCAUUGAGGGCUGGUUCUCACUGUAUUAUGAUAUUAUUCCCGGAGACCAGAGCUUCCUGUCACAGCUCUGGAAAGAGUACUCCAAAGGAGACAGCAGAUACGUAAUAGCGGAUAACUUCACAGUCUGUAUGGAGACUGUGACUGCGUGGUUAUGGGGACCUUUCAGCUUUUGGGCAGUGUUUGCCUUCUUAACUAACAAGCCCUACAGAUUUGUUCUGCAACUCAUCAUUUCAUUAGGUCAGCUGUAUGGAGCAGUGCUUUAUUUCUACACGGAGCACAGAGAUGGUUAUGCUCACAGUGAGCUGGGACACCCAAUCUACUUCUGGUUCUACUUUGUGUUCAUGAAUGUGCUGUGGGUCGUCAUACCGCUAACGCUCAUUUUGGACGCAUGGAGACAACUGUCAGCAGCGCAGACACACACUGACAACACAAAGUCACACAAGUCAAAGAGGAACUGACCAGUGGCAGACUCGGGCUGUCUGAAAAGAGCACCAGUACGCAGAAAUUCAUGCAAGUGAUGCAUUUAUGGUGACCAGGUUUCAAACCCUGGUUAAUAUUAACAUUGGCUACUGGUAAAGAACCAUAGAAGGCAUUUUAUCAUGUUUCAUCUAUCAUAAGGGUGUCCAAAAGGGAACUUUUUCUGUGUUUUUUAAGUUGGGGGCAGUCACAGGAAGAACUUACUGUGGGACAGUAGGACAAUGACUGCGGGAGAGUGAAGGAAAAGGACAGCUGGAGAGAGGCUACAUUUUCUUGUCGCUGAUAAACACUACGUUCAGAGAUGAGACAAAAUAAUGAAUUAUUGGACAUGCCUCAUCUAUGGUUUGUCAUGUUAUACCAGUUGCAUUAUGUGCCUUUUCAAUCUGAAUACAUAAUAACUGUCAACAAAGAAUGAGUUUAAUUUUGAAGUGCAACUUCUUCCUUGUGCAUAUGACAAAGUCUUUAAAUUUUGUUAUUACUUUGUAGAAAGGGCGAAUAAAUAAAUGAUUUUAUGGUG